AUGCGCGAGGCAGACUCCCGGGCGGUGCCGCCGCCCAAACCGCUGCAAGCUGGAGACCACCUGCCGGCGAGUGCGGGGCUACCCCGGGCCCACGCACCCCACCGGCGCGCAGCGGGUCAAAGUCAGCUCGAGUGCAACACGGGGCCUGUGGGUGGAGGCCUGACUCCCUACCCGAGCCCCCCAACUCUCCCCGGCUCCCGGAAGACCCUCAAGGUGAGGGGGGUGGGGAGCCCUUUUUCCGCGAUGUCCCGGGCUGCUGGGCCGAGCUCCAGGUGCGGGCGAGCUCGGCCCGCGCGAGGAGGGAGAAAGGACCCAGAAGCCCGGGAUCCCCGGGUGCCCCGGGGUCGUGGUCGCUCCCCUCGCCUACCUGCGGCUGAGGCGCUGGCGACGGCGGCUGCUGGGUCCAGCUGUGCUCAGCUGGCUCCGGGCGGCGGGGUUGGGGCGCCGUGGGCGCGGGGCGGGGUGGGCAGGGCGCGGGCGGGGGCCGCCCUCGGGGCGGGGCCGCCGGGCGCGGGGGGGGGGGGGGGGGGCGAGGGGAGGAGCGCCGGCCCCGCCCACAGGCGGCCGGGAGGACGGCGACUGCGGCUCCGGACUGGCCUGGACGUGCCAUUUGCCUAA
This is a messenger RNA of Rangifer tarandus platyrhynchus (Svalbard reindeer), 618 nucleotides long. NCBI's taxonomy places the organism in Eukaryota, Metazoa, Chordata, Mammalia, Artiodactyla, Cervidae. The record is from the annotation of a GenBank genome assembly.